This is a messenger RNA of Acanthosepion pharaonis, 474 nucleotides long. The record is from the annotation of a GenBank genome assembly. NCBI's taxonomy places the organism in Eukaryota, Metazoa, Mollusca, Cephalopoda, Sepiida, Sepiidae.
AUGAAAGAUUGCCCUGAUGGCAAGUUGACUCUUGAGGGAUUUACAAAAAUUUACCGUCAAUUCUUCCCAUUUGGGGACCCAAGCAAAUUUGCAGCUUUUGUUUUCAAUGUUUUUGAUGAAAAUAAGGAUGGUUACAUAGAAUUUGACGAGUUUUUGCAAGCCUUAUCGGUUACAUCCCGGGGAAAUGUAGAUGAAAAGUUACGGUGGGCUUUCCGGCUCUAUGAUCUUGACAGUGAUGGCUUCAUAACACGGGAGGAGUUGCUAGAUAUUGUAGACGCCAUCUACAAAAUGGUGGGCAACAUGGUCAAGUUACCUGAGGAAGAGAAUACGCCUGAAAAACGAGUUAAUAAGAUAUUUGAAAUAAUGGAUAAGAACAAGGACGACCGCCUAACAUUCGACGAAUUCCUGGAGGGCUCCAAGAAGGACCCAACGAUUAUCCAAGCCCUUACUCUCUAUGAUGGGGGUCGACUCUGA